GUCUCUCUCUCCUCUCUCUCUUGCUCUCUCUCUCCAGUAUCUCUCCAGGACAUCACUAUGAGGAAGGCGUUUAGGAGCUCAACCAUCCAGGACCAGCAGCUGUUUGCCCGCCAGUCGCUGCCCAUCCCCCUGCAAGAGACCUUUGACCUCUGCGAGCAGCCGCCACCCCUCAACAUCCUCACACCCUACAGGGAUGAUGGUAAGGAGGGGCUGAAGUUCUACACUAACCCCUCCUACUUCUUUGACCUGUGAGAGAAGAUGCUGCAGGACACAGAAGACAAGAGGAAGGAGAAGAGGAAACAGAAG
Oncorhynchus gorbuscha (pink salmon) is the source of this 306-nucleotide messenger RNA. RefSeq names its product wiskott-Aldrich syndrome protein family member 1-like. Gene Ontology annotation, molecular function: protein kinase A regulatory subunit binding; Arp2/3 complex binding. Lineage: Eukaryota; Metazoa; Chordata; Actinopteri; Salmoniformes; Salmonidae. Gene Ontology annotation, cellular component: SCAR complex; lamellipodium; cytoskeleton. The record is from RefSeq and is a predicted model, not a curated record. Gene Ontology annotation, biological process: positive regulation of Arp2/3 complex-mediated actin nucleation; actin cytoskeleton organization.